CACGUUGCGCACGCGCUCCGUCCGCGUCAAGCUACGGAAUUCCGUAGUCGGUAUUUUGAAGUGAACAAGUAAUGCAUUGUGAAGAACAGAGGCACCAUGGAAGGUGUUCUUAAUAAAUGGACCAAUUAUAUAAGUGGUUGGCAGCCACGCUGGUUUGUAUUAGCCGGAGGAACGCUUUCAUAUUACGAUUCCCAAGAAGAUGCCUGGAAAGGAUGCAAGGGCAGCAUCAAGAUUUCCGUAUGUGAAAUACAAGUGCACCCAUCUGAUUCUACAAGAGUCGAUCUGACCAUACCAGGAGAGCAAUACUUCUACCUUAGGGCCAUCAAUGCAGCAGAAAGACAGAAAUGGCUGGUAGCUUUGGGAACAGCCAAAGCAUGUCUGACAGACAGCCGGACCAAGAAAGAGAAGGAAAUACAGGAAAACACAGUGGCACUGAAAACCAAGAUGUCUGAACUGAGGUUAUACUGUGACCUUCUUCUUGAACAGGUGAACAAACUCAAGGAUAGUCCAUUGGUUGAGGCAGCAGCUGGCUCUGGAGAGGCAGGGAAUGAAACAGGUAAACUGGUGAAGUCCACAUGUGCCACGUUUCUGAAGACAUUGGAGGAGUGCAUGCAGAUAGCCAGUCGCACAUUCCCUCCGGACCUGCAGAACCUCAGCCCGCUAGAUACACCUCCUGUUGCUGCUAUUAAAGCUCACAAGAUCAAAACUUCAAACCAAAGAAGUCACCAUUUGGAAGAAAAACAGAAGCACUCAGUAAAUAGCUCAUCUGUUGCAUUAGUAUCUGAGAGAGUGAAGCUGGGACCAGACAGAAAGCCCCCUGAAUUACUUCCAGACAACAUACCAGAAUUUUUUGAAGAGGAGAGACUAAUCGAGGAAGGAUGUGAAGACCAGGUGGAGGUUUCAAGUGCAACUAACUCUAAUCUUCACAAUCCUGCUGAGGCUGAUCUUCCCACAGGGGACGCAGGAGCAGACGUGCACCCAGAAGUAACUCCCGAAUUAGGAAUACAAAAAGAACAGCAGCCUAUCCCUAAGCAAAGCCAAGAGGCUGGUGCAGAAUUGCAUAAGCUUGAGUCAGAGGGUAAAAAAGAAAAGGAAGAUCAGGUGGAAACAUUCUUCAGUAGUAUGAGCAACAGAUUUAGUGAUAUAAGACUGGAGGACGACAGUGGUAUCCCCACACGAGCCUUUUUGGACUCUUGCUAUGCUAUAGUGCCAGUAUUAGACAAGCUGGGACCAACAGUCUUCGCUCCAGUUAAAAUAGAUUUUGUGGGCAACAUUAAGAAAGUGCAGCAGAAGUUACAGUCAGACCCAGGCAACUUCCCCACUCUGCAGAGUAUUGUGCUCCACGAAGUGCAGAUGGAAGUGGCACAGGUGCGGAACUCGGCCACCGAGGCGCUGCUGUGGCUCAAACGAGGAUUAAAAUUUCUCAAAGAGUUUCUCUCCGAGGUGAAUGCUGGAGAGCAGGACAUCCAUGCAGCUUUGAACAAUGCCUACGGAAGGACGCUCCGCCAGUAUCACGGGUGGGUGGUGCGUGGAGUCUUUGCCCUGGCUCUGAGGGCUGCUCCUUCCUAUGGUGGAUUCAUGGCAGCACUGGUAUGUCAUGAGGGAGAUGAGCUGAAGGAGGAUUUUAUGUCAGGGAUGCACCGCGACCUUGCCAUCUACCUACCAGCCAUGGAGAAGCAGCUGGCCAUCCUAGAUGCUCUGUAUGAGGAGUACGGCCUGGAGUCAGACGAAGUGGUGUGAGACAUUCACGGACCCUCACAGAUACAGGCAGAACUCAUCCUCAGGCUGCAGUGAGAGUACUGUAGUGUGUGAGAUCCUGAUUAAGGGAUACCGAUGCUGCUGAAGGUCUGUAUGCAGCAGAGCAAGCACUGUAGCAGCACUGGAUGUCGGUAGCUACCAUUAGUGCUAUGAAGGUGCAGUCACCUACAUUCUCAAUAAGGGGCCAAAAAUGUACAUUUUAUAGAGUGUGAAGGUCUUUUCAUGGAGCACUUAUUUUUCUGUCUUUUUUUGGGUAGGUAGCAGGGUGGAUUUUGUGGCAUUUGGCAACUGAGUAAUUUUCUUGCAAUUACAUGAUUUGAAAAAAGUGAUCUUACAAUGUAGAUUUUUAUGUAUUAACGUACACAUCUGUGGAAAGUAUGGAAAGGUGUCAGUAUGUAAGCAAGCCACAGUAUUUGCAUUUGCACUCUGCAUGUCAUGCCUCCUUAUUUUUCCCCUUCGUAUAUCAGAUAUCCCUUUGGUAGCAUUGAUAGACAGUUAGAAAUGAAUUCAAUGCCAUAGGCAAGCACAAAUGAAAUGUUUGUUUGGGUUGAGUGGAUUGUAAAAGAGACCUGGCAUUUGUGUUACUCAUUUACUUAUGUGGACAACGUAAUUGUGCACAAUUCCUAGGCUGAGCAAUUUAACAGAAAUUAUUUAUGGCUUCGAAGGACCAGCUCAUAAAAUGAAGGGAAACACUUUGUAUUCAGCACGCUUCAUAUUUUUUUAUUUAUAAAAGCCAAAUUUGUACAUUUUUCUAAUAAUUGUAUUUAUUAAAUUAUUUACACAUCGAACAAUUAUAAGAAUAGAUCAUGCUAACUUAUUAAUGUAGCCAAAUGAACAAUACUUAACUGUGCAUGUUGUAUUGCAUGGGUUGUGUUAAUUUUUUAUGUUAAAUGAACAUCAAUCAAAACUUAUUAUAUCCCAUAAGUUACACUUGACACAAAUUCCUGUUAUGGCUGUACAAAGCCAUGUUAAAUACUCUACUAGAUGCAGAAUUUUUUAGGAAUACACUAAUGAUCCAAAAUGCAGAUUGUACAGUACCUAUUAUUGGUGACUUUUACAUCAUUAAAGUGUUUUGGAAAGAAAUAUCUCAGAUACACUCACACACAAUAAGAACUGCUCCAUGCUUUAGGGUCUCUAUGGCGCUGAGCAGCAUUUUAUAUUCUUAGCUUCCAGGUGUCAUCUGUGCACUACACAUAUUAGACAGGAUAAGAUUUAUUUUAAAUAGUUUUAAAUAUUUUUAGAUAAUAUAAAUGAGAAUAGGUGACAUCCUUAUCUCGUCUAGGCUACUUUAGAACUGUAAUAUCUACCUUUAUGCCACCUGUGCUAUUCACUGAUGGUAACAUAUGUUCUAUGCACUUUGCCUCUAUUUUCAUAAUGUUUUUUUAUUUAUUUCUGUAUGACCAGAUCUAACAUUAAGAGAAGGAAGGCUGGCUGUGUAUAAUCGUAAUGUGUGUAGGUAUACGUAUGUGAAUAAACGCAAAAAAAAAUUCUAAUCAAUCUAAAGGUAAAGAAUGUGAUGCAGUGCAUCUGACUUUGCUUUCAUCUGUAAUGGCAUUUCUAAUGAAUGAUUCUAUUACAAACAACUCUCCCUGUCAGUUGUUUACAUUCAUGUGUUUAGUUUGUCUUCACUGAACAUGCAAGCAUCGAUGGACGAAUGUCUAUACACUGUUUACAAGGGCACUAGGUAAGGUGUUAUAAUCAGUAAUGUAUAGAAAGUGAACAGAAAGCCUGCUGAGUCCCAGAAAGAUGACUGAUUUGACUGAAAAUACAAGGAUGAAAUGUGGGGUCUGUGUAAAUUGAGAUUAAACAAUGUUGUUUUAGGUAAGUAAAUAAAAAAAUAUUAUGACAAAUUAAAUGUUGAAAGUAAUGUUAAAUAAUGUGUUUGUUUGUAGAGAAACAUCUCAAUCAAUUUGGGUUUUAUUACAGUUUAGUUCUGCACGACACCACCUGGCUAUGGGUCAUAUCCACCUGGGUCAUAUCCACAGUUGUGUCUUAUUCUAUUGUGAAAAAUAGGUGUGUUAUUAAAACAGAGCCCAAUUUUAGUC
Molecule: messenger RNA, 3803 nt
Organism: Clarias gariepinus (North African catfish)
Lineage: Eukaryota; Metazoa; Chordata; Actinopteri; Siluriformes; Clariidae
Gene: plekha8
Product: pleckstrin homology domain containing, family A (phosphoinositide binding specific) member 8
Exons: 13
Coding region: 97-1740 (547 amino acids)
Biological process (GO): ceramide transport; intermembrane lipid transfer
Cellular component (GO): cytoplasm; cytosol; membrane
Molecular function (GO): ceramide 1-phosphate transfer activity; ceramide 1-phosphate binding
Source: RefSeq, a predicted model, not a curated record